GCACCGGCUGAGGCUCACUCCUCCGGCGUCGCGCGCAGGCGGAGGCAGUCGGGCAGUGUAGUCGAGCCUCAAAUGCGGUCGCACGUAUGGACCGGCGCGCGUAGCUAACCUCCGGGAUUCCUCACCACCGACGAGCCCGUUUCGGCAUCUUUGUGGGGGGGGGCUCCGUCUCUCCCUCCAGACUGCGUCAGGCCAACCCCGGUCGAGGAGGAGAAAAGCGGGGCUCCGGUGCGGCGAAGAGGCGGUGGCGGCCAAGUGUCCUCGAUGGCGGGCUGGAAGGACGCCUCGGUGCAGGAGAAGUACCGGUUGGUCGUCGUCGGAGGCGGCGGGGUGGGCAAGUCGGCCCUGACGAUCCAGUUUAUUCAGUCCUACUUUGUCACGGACUAUGACCCCACGAUUGAGGACUCCUACACCAAGCAGUGUGUGAUUGACGAAAGGGCUGCGAGGUUGGACAUUCUCGACACGGCUGGGCAGGAAGAGUUUGGAGCCAUGAGAGAACAAUACAUGAGGACGGGGGAGGGCUUCCUGCUCGUCUUCUCGGUCACUGACAGAGGAAGCUUUGAAGAAAUCUAUAAAUUCCAAAGACAAAUUCUGCGAGUCAAAGACAGAGAUGAAUUCCCGAUGAUCCUUGUAGGGAACAAAGCCGAUCUGGAACUACAGAGACAAGUAACCCAAGAAGAAGGCCAGCAGCUGGCCAGACAGUUGAAGGUCACGUACAUGGAGGCUUCAGCCAAAAUUCGUAUGAACGUCGACCAGGCUUUCCACGAGCUGGUUAGAGUAAUUAGAAAGUUCCAAGAACAAGAAUGUCCACCGUCGCCGGAACCGACAAGAAAAGAGAAAGACAAGAGCGGCUGCCAUUGUGUGAUCGUCUGAGUUGGCCUUAUCACCGUAACUCAUGCAGCUACUGUCCGUUGCCCCGCCCACUCUGCCUGACAUCGCAUCCCGACGUGGAUGACGUACCGCUGCCUUCUCCACCACGUGCAUGAUUCCAGACGGCUCCGCCCCCAUCUCUGGGAACUCGGGGUCGCUGCGCCCAGGACGUGACUACGGACGUGUGACGAUGCCAAAAUCGAAACAAAUCACCACUCUACCUUCAGCCAUAGCCCAAUUUACAUGACUAAACAUUGCCUUCUAGAUCAGACCGACCAAUUCAUGUUUUGUACGCGGGAAGGACUUCUCUUGCCUUGUAGUGAUUUGUACUUGCUGCCGAGAUUGAAUGACGCAAACAAACAAAAAAAGAUAUAUAUAUAUAUAUAUAUCCCGAAUGUUAACGAGUUUCUUUCAAGUGUCUGAUGGAGCAGAGAGAUUAUUUUAUGAAGCCUCGAGUAUGUUGUGCCAUCUUUUGUCCCAUGUGCUAAUCUGCUACUGUACAUACGUGAGAUUUGUUGUGAUUUUUAAAGUGUAUUUCUAAUAACUAUUAAAUCGCCACAGUACAGUGUGUGAGGUUGGUUUUGCAUAUAUGAAAGUGACUAUAUAAUGAUGUAUGUACAGUAAAUGAUGCCUAGACAAGCCCUUAGCUACAAUGAAACAACUUUUAGAUUCUUUACCUUUUUUGUGGCUUCUGCUUCCAUCUCAAUUGCCAAAUAUAGAAUGUCUGCAGUG
This is a messenger RNA of Phyllopteryx taeniolatus (common seadragon), 1602 nucleotides long. It is a transcript of the gene rras2, whose product is annotated as RAS related 2. The record is from RefSeq and is a predicted model, not a curated record. Gene Ontology annotation, molecular function: GTP binding; GDP binding; GTPase activity. Gene Ontology annotation, biological process: signal transduction. Bases 265 to 873 code for a protein of 202 amino acids. Gene Ontology annotation, cellular component: plasma membrane. Lineage: Eukaryota; Metazoa; Chordata; Actinopteri; Syngnathiformes; Syngnathidae. The transcript has 6 exons.